Molecule: messenger RNA, 2679 nt
Organism: Cryptomeria japonica (Japanese cedar)
Lineage: Eukaryota; Viridiplantae; Streptophyta; Pinopsida; Cupressales; Cupressaceae
Product: disease resistance protein TAO1
Exons: 4
Coding region: 1-2553 (850 amino acids)
Biological process (GO): defense response to fungus
Source: RefSeq, a predicted model, not a curated record
AUGGAUUUGAGAAGCUUGUUGAAGAAUUCAUCAAGGCUUGCAAUGGCUUACCACUAUCUCUUAAAGUAUUUGGAGCACAAUAAAUUAUAUUGCGAAUCCAAUAAAGAUUAUUGGAAGAAUCAAUUACAAAAGAUUGUUAGGAUACUGCCUGAUGAUAUAAAAAAUAGACUAAAAAUAAGUUAUGAUGCCCUAGAUUAUGAAGAGAAAGAAGCAUUUUUAGAUGCAGCUUGUUUUUGUAUUGGUCAAAAGAAAACUUCAGUCAUUGCAGCUUGGGAUGGAUCAAUUGGGAGUGGCAUGUGCAGUUGGGAAAGUCUCAUGAAUAAAUGCCUAGUUGAACUUGAGGAUGAUGAGUGCAUAAGAAUGCAUGAUCAUUUACGAGAUUUGGGAAAAGAAAUUGCAAAUCAUCAUUCACCUUACCGUGUUUGGUCUUCUCAACAGAUUAUUAAUGUUCACAAUGAUGUGCAGGGAAUUGCCAUUCGAGCAAUCAUGGUUACAAGAGAUGGAUCAACAAGCGAGGUUGACCAGUUUCCUCAAUGUUCUGAGGGUGGAGAGCUCAUAGUUAACACAAGCAGAGGAUUUCGUAGCCUGGCGCCAUCUUCUCUUGGAUUAAAAUUUCUUCUAGUGAGUGGAAAUUAUUAUAAUCAAGUGAUUGGUGAUCUAUCAAGAGAGCUGGUAUGGCUUCGUUGGUCUAGCAUUGAGGAGAGAAAUCUUCACUCAUUGAAUUCAAUGAAAAAUUUGAGGGUUUUAGAACUCUACCAAAAGAGGCUUGGGGAAAAUCACUUAGAAGAACUGUGGGAGACUGACAGCAAUGCUCCUGUGCAGUUAAGAGAGUUGCUAAUUUAUAAUUGCUCGGAAUUCCAAAAAUUUCCAGAGUCAAUAGGAUGUCUCAGGCAUUUGAAAAAGAUAGUCGUGAGUCGUGGGAGCAAGGUGAGCAGCCUGCCGGAUGAAUUUUGUCGUCUUCAAUCGCUGGAGCACCUGGAGUUAGAUAUGUGUCGGGAGCUGUCAUCGCUACCCUGCAGUUUUGGUGAUUUGAGAAAUCUGAGGCACCUUGAUUUGUCUUAUUGCGUGGAAUUGAGGAAGUUGCCAGUCUCUUUCAAGAAGCUCGCACUCCUGCAACACCUCAACUUACAAGAAUGUUCUAACCUCACCUUAGAGUCAGACAUUCUGGAAAACAUGACACAGCUAGAGUAUUUGAACCUCUCCGGUUGUAGCAAAUUGGAAGAGUUGCCUCGUCACAUCAUAAAUCAGGGCUCCUUGACAGUGUUGUAUUUAAAAGAUACAGAGAGGUUAAGGGAGGUACCAUGGAGCAUCGGCCAACUAAGCAAGUUGCAAAAGAUGAGCAUCGGAAGUGAGUUGUUGACAAGCCUGCCAACAUCUAUUGGAGAUUUACGUUCCUUGACUUCUCUUGAAAUUGAUAAGUGUCAUAACCUGGAAUGUCUACCCGACUCUCUAGGUCGUCUUAAUCUCCUAGAGUCGUUAUAUAUAGGGAAUUCAGGAGUAAAAUCCUUACCAGAAUCAGCUGGGCAACUGAUUAAUCUCCAAACACUAUAUAUAUCGAUUUGCUUAAUCAGUGAAUUAGAUCUUGUAAAAUCUUCAUUGCACAAUCUUAAGAAGAUAACUCUGCGUAUAACUGAAGUGUGCAAGGUUUCCAUCUCCGAAGACUGUUGUCCAGGCCUUGAAUCUCUUGGGCUUUAUAGCAAUAACCGUCUAACAGAAAUAGAUGUCCUACCAACUACAGUCAAGACGGUGGAAUUGGUAUCGUGUAAAAUGUUGAGGAACAUAAAGGCUAUUGAAGGUCUGGUAAACAUCCAAAUGCUGAGCAUAUUUGGGUGCCCUGAGUUGGAUGCGCUUCCCAGUUUUGCACAAUCAACUUUUCUUCAACAGUUUGAACUGAAAGGGUGCUAUGGAGUGAAGAAAAUCCAUGGUCUGGAACAUUGCAGAGCAUUGGAGAGGCUGACAGUGGAUACGAGAUGGAAGGAGGCGGGUAUAGGAAGUUUGGAGCGCAUGGUAAGAUUGAGACACGUGGAUCUCAGAGCAAUCAGCAGACCAGGCGUUGAAGGUUGCAUUCAAAGCAUGAAGAAUUUGCAGAAAUUUCCCGACGAAACAUUCAUAUGCACGCGGGCGGUCCGUGAUGCGGCCUCACAUGUAAACUCCUUUGACUUUGUGGGUCUCUCCGUGGUUGACUCCUUCGCUAAACAGGAAAUCAAGUCCUUCAAAUGCCCAUCCCUCAAAUGCCCAUCCUCUGCGUGCUGCCUUCUUUUAUGUUUUGUUGUGAAUUGUGAAUCUCCAAAUACUUCAUUGAAUUUAUUUCUCAAUAAUUUAUCUAUUUGGGAUGUUCCUAUGGAGGAGGGUAAAUGGGUAUGGACAGGUGUCAUCACACAACAUUCCAGGAUCCACAAUCACGUUCCACUUAACGGACAAUCAAGGGUAGAGAUUUAUUCACGGGGUAAAGAAAUGGUAAAAGGAGAAGCGGAGAAGGGAUUGUUUGUGAGGGGAGAAGAGGAGAGAGUUGCGGAGGCUUUCAAUCGUUUAUGGGUGCUCUUAUCAGAUUAAUUAUAUGCAAAUACAAGUUAGGAAAAGUGUGGAAAAGGCGCCAUUUAAUGAUGAUAUUUAUUGUAAUUUUGGUAAAUUUUUAAUGUAUAUUAAAUUUAUUUAUUUAAUAAAUAUUUACAUUUUUUA